Chinchilla lanigera (long-tailed chinchilla) is the source of this 1463-nucleotide messenger RNA. It is a transcript of the gene Oaf, whose product is annotated as out at first homolog. Lineage: Eukaryota; Metazoa; Chordata; Mammalia; Rodentia; Chinchillidae. The record is from RefSeq and is a predicted model, not a curated record.
GCGCGGCGUGGGCGCGGGGCCGGCCGAGCUGCGGGUCCGCGUGCGGCUGCCCGACGGCCAGGUGACCGAGGAGACCCUGCAGGCGGACAGCGACGCCGACAGCAUCACCCUGGAGCUGCGCAAGCCCGAUGGCACCCUGGUCUCCUUUACCGCCGACUUCAAGAAGGAUGUGAAAAUCUUCCGAGCCCUGAUCCUGGGGGAGCUGGAGAAGGGGCAGAGUCAGUUCCAGGCCCUCUGCUUCGUCACCCGGCUGCACCGCAACGAGAUCAUCCCCAGUGAGGCCAUGGCCAAGCUUCGGCAGAAAAACCCGCGGGCAGUGCGGCAGGCUGAGGACGUGCGGGCCCCGGAACAGCUACACAUGGACAUCGCUGUGAACUUCACCCAGGGGGGCCUGCUGAGCCCCCAUCUCCACAAUGUGUGCGCCGAGGCUGCAGACGCCAUCUACACCCGCCAGGAGGAUGUCCGGUUCUGGCUGGAGCAAGGUGUGGACGGCUCUGUGUUUGAGGCUCUGCCCAAGGCCUUGGAGCAGGCAGAGCUGCCUCGCUGCAGGCAGGUGGGGGACCGCGGGAAGCCCUGUGCAUGUCACUACAGCCUGAGCCUGGCCUGGUACCCCUGCAUGCUCAAGUACUGCCACAGCCGCGAGCGGCCCACGCCCUACAAAUGCGGCAUCCGCAGCUGCCAGAAGAGCUACAGCUUCGACUUCUAUGUGCCCCAGAGGCAGCUGUGUCUCUGGGAUGAGGACCUCUAAUGGGGCUGUGAGAAAAGCGGGGUCUGGGGCGCUGCUCAAGGCCCACCUCUCCUCGCCUGGCCACGGCAGUGGGCGGAACCCCACCAGAGGCCUUACAUCCUUUCCAGGCCCUUAGGGGCCCCUUAUGGAGUGACUGCGAAAGGAGGUGCACAGCAGGGGUGACUCGUGAAGGCAGCCCCCAUGCCCACCCUGUGCCUUCCUUGGGGGCAGAGAGGGGCAAAGCAGUUCUCCACCCAUGCACCCCACCCUCCUCAUCUCCCCUGAAGUGUUCAUUUCAAGCAACCAAAAUGUGACAGCCUAGGAUUCUGCUAUGGAACCCAGUAGACUCUAAGCAGGGUCUCUGCCUACUACACCCACCUCCCCACCCACAUCUAGAAGGACCUGGCCCUAUGGCACCUUCUUAACUCGCCACCAGUGGGGGGACUCCUUAGCCCCAAAGAGAGCUGUUGUGGCGCGAGCCAUGGCUGUGUGUGGAGCCAACCAAGAAAGCUGCCACCCCGAGACCCACCGUUGUGCCUUUCCGCUGACCAGGACUUUGCUACCAGAGCCGGCACCAGCUCCUCUUCCCUCUAAACAGAAAUAUUUCUGUAAGGCUCUGGGGCAAGGAGGGAGCAUGAAGUACGAGGAAAACUUGAAUUCCAGAUUUUUAAUACAAAGUAUUUAUCAUUUGUACCAGAAAUAAAAGUUUAAAUUUUUACAUGACUGCUAUGCAUGA